Messenger RNA from Nomia melanderi (Alkali bee), 2768 nucleotides. It is a transcript of the gene Ric, whose product is annotated as Ras-related protein interacting with calmodulin. Gene Ontology annotation, biological process: signal transduction. Gene Ontology annotation, molecular function: GTP binding; GTPase activity. The record is from RefSeq and is a predicted model, not a curated record. Gene Ontology annotation, cellular component: membrane. Lineage: Eukaryota; Metazoa; Arthropoda; Insecta; Hymenoptera; Halictidae.
UCAGUAACAUGGUUGCAAUACGGGACAGGUGCACAAACAUGGGCCAUUGUUCUAUGUAGAUGGACCAUACAAUCAGUCCUGCCUCAUUGUCUUAACUCAACACAGCAAGAACAAAUUAUUUUCAUUUGAAUCAUAACUGAAUAAUUAAUUUCUACUAUCGCGAUCGGAUAAAUAUCAAAAAUAUUUAUUGCUGUAAGUCAACAAGUAACCUAAGUAUUUUUAUAAAUAAUUCGGUACAAAACAAAACUUUGACUUGAAUAUAAUCAAUAAAAUGAUCUAGAAAAGUUUCAAUUUAAGCAAAGUAUAAAUAAGCAGGUCCAUUAUGCUGACAAUAGGGGCGAUGAAUACGCCCCUGGAACACGAUUGCGCGCGUGCUUAAUCUCCGCGGCUGUCACAUUCUGUCAAGCCCGGUCGUAAGCCCGUGCUCAUCAGCCAUGCUGUGUCCAACUUUAGAAAGUGUAAAUCGCAGGCAUUAAGUGUCGCACGGCGCGGUUUCUAGCCGCCAGGAAAAACGGCGGCUUGCAAUCGCGAUCAAACAUGUACCCUAUCUUUCCCGAUCUAACAACCGAUACGGGUGUGUCUACGCGCGUGUUCCGAUACGUGACCAAGUAUGUCAGUUAGUUCGUAAAAGUGCGACGUGUGCCGUAACCGUGACGAGCAUUAGGUUACCGGUGAGCAGGAAUAUUCUCCGACAAUGUCAGCUGAUAUCCUGCAGGAUAAGAGCGUAGCCUUGAACGGCAAGAAUGAUGUACCGGUAGGUCCGCGGCCCACUACCAGACGUGGACUUAGGGUUUACAAGAUCGUCGUCUUGGGUGACGGUGGUGUUGGUAAAUCAGCUGUCACUUUGCAGUUUGUUAGUCACAGUUUUAUUGACUACCAUGACCCAACUAUAGAGGAUUCGUAUCAACUACAAAGUGUAAUAGACGGAGAGGCUGCGCUCUUAGAUAUAUUGGAUACAGCAGGACAGGUGGAAUUUACAGCUAUGCGAGAUCAAUAUAUGAGAUGCGGAGAAGGUUUUAUGAUAUGUUAUUCUGUAACUGAUAGGCAUAGCUUUCAAGAAGCUCUAGAAUAUCGAAAAUUAAUAUCGCGUGUGAGGGCUAAUGAGGAUAUUCCAUUGGUAUUGAUUGGCAAUAAAUAUGAUUUGCAGCACAAAAGAAAGGUAACUACAGAAGAAGGUAAAGCACUUGCAGAACAGCUUGGUUGUCCGUUUUAUGAAACAUCUGCUGCUCUCAGACAAUUCAUAGAUGAUGCAUUUCAUUCGUUAGUAAGACAAAUUCGUGCUAAAGAAAGGUCGCGAAAUUCAGUGCGUAAACAUAGUCGCUGGUGGCGAUUGCGAUCGAUUUUCGCUUUUAUUUUUAGAAGAAAACAAAGACACAGCAACAAUCAUCACUAUUCUCCUUAAAUGAAAUUAGUCUAAUAGGAAACCUUUUGAUAGCAUAUAUUUUAAAUGAAUGACACACAGAAACCCAGUUUGAACUUCCAUAGAUUACAACGAACGAAAUUUCAAUAAUUUUGAUUAUAUUUAAUAGUAGUCUCCCUGUUUAGAGACUUAUUAACAUCUCACUGCCUUCAACCCCAUUAUAUUUUGAUAAUAGUAAUGGAGAUGCAAAACAUAGACUGCAACUCAUAUUUUUUAUCAUAAAUUCUAUAACAUUAUGUAAAAUUAGAAUUAGUUACCAACUCAGAAAAAGAAGAAAGUAAACUGUUAUACAUUGUAAAUGUAUAAUAUGUUUGUCAUUUUUUAAGUCUAACUUCAGUAUGGCAGUAAUAGUAUUUUCAUAACUCUUUGUCCCGUUAAUACGAUGAUUCUUUCAUUAUUAUUUAUCCGAAAAGGCUGUUAAUGUUAUUUAUAGUAUAUUUUAAUAAGAAAAACAACAAAAAUUCAAUGCCUAAUUAUCAUAGAAAUAGUUUAUUUAUAUCUCGUUUAAAUUAAUAUAGUCACUUCCAGUUGGUGCUUUUUCUAGACAGAAUUUACACUUUAAUCAUUGGGAUACAACCUAUUAGAUCGUAUAACCAAAGAAGAUAGCAUUCAUUACCGAGAUAACAUAAAGCAUAAAGUAAAAAAUUUGUAAAUGUGAGAAACAUAGAAAGAUUUAUAUCACUUUAUAGCAGUAUUGUUAUCUCGUCCUAAUUAAUUGUAUGAAGUUAAACGAUUGAGUUUUAUUUAUAAUAAUUUAAUUUUUGCAAAAAGAAGAUUUAUAAGAGAUUCUUUAUUAAAUUAAAUAUGUAUCUUUAUAAAGUACAUUCGAGAUUGAUGAUACGUAAAAUUUACAGACGUUGUACGCUUGAAAGUCACAUCGAAUGUAAUAAUUUUUGAAAAGAUAUUCGUUGACAAAAAGAAAUUUAAAUGAUUACGAUUUUAUAUUGAAUGCAGAAAGUACUAACAGUGUGCGAUAUUAUUACAAAUUGGUAAAGGUUUAUCUUCGUGAAAAUUAAAUGGCUCCUAAUAGAAUGUACAUUUUUAUAUUACAAUUAAUACUGACUACAUAUAACAAAUUCUAUUUUCACGAUUCCUAAUAUUCGUUAUGUAAUGAUAUUUGUAAUUCGUGCAGCUUUGAUACACGCGAUUUUGUUUCAAAAAUGUCUAAGGAAGUACAUGAUUGUAGACAAAUUGUGACAGUGUAGAGAUGUAAUAAUAGUGUAAUAUGCUUUAAAUAAUUGCCACGCAAUAGAACAAAUUUAUAUUGGCAAAUAGUCGUAACAUAAAAUAGUUAAAUUUAAGUUUAUACAUUAAAGAUCUAGUCGUUACUUAAUGUUUCCUAGUCAAG